Botrytis byssoidea is the source of this 699-nucleotide messenger RNA. RefSeq lists its product as uncharacterized. NCBI's taxonomy places the organism in Eukaryota, Fungi, Ascomycota, Leotiomycetes, Helotiales, Sclerotiniaceae. The record is from RefSeq and is a predicted model, not a curated record. Bases 1 to 699 code for a protein of 232 amino acids. The transcript is spliced from 4 exons.
AUGGAAUCAAAUUGCACGAAAUCUUCUACUAAUACGCCGCCGUUUGUCGAUCUCGGACUUCUCAUGAACAUCAAUCAUCAAAUUGAAGCCAAAAGACCCGAAGAACGGUACAGAGAUUACAAAAUGCGCGGAGAACACAUAGAUAGUGUGAUUCCACCCAUCACUAGCUCUGAGGAACGAACCUUGUCUACACUCGAGGUAUCGGAAGACGAAAGGCUGUCUUUGGAGACACUGUCUGAUACAGAAGAGACACCGAAGAUUAUUCAAGAAACUCGAGCAGAAGCUAAGAAGAGGAGACGCCAGGAAUUUCUCGAUAAUUAUGAUGUGGAAUCAUGCAAGCUAGUCGUAGAUGAUCUUCUUGAGAGUCAGAUUAGAUAUUACGCGGUUUUGCGGCGAUGUGGAUUGGUUCCUGUGCAAGCAAAAGAAAAUAUACAUCAUAAGGAGGAUACUUGGAGUGAGACUAGCGAAGACCCUGCGCCAAGACAUGGGAACUUUUCCUCCAAUUUACCCAUUUCACAAUCCUCGAUUAAGGAAAAAAAUCCUAAACUAUCCCAUAGCGAAAAUAAUGUGAGGGCAAUUGGAAAGAGUGGGCCUGGCGUUGCAAAGAAAGGUCAUGUCGCCAAGAAACAGGCAAUCAUCAACAAGAAGGACAUGUUCGAGUUGAUGUUUAAGGGGAUGGAGCAUUGUUCCGGAGCUUAG